Molecule: messenger RNA, 2118 nt
Organism: Trichophyton benhamiae CBS 112371
Lineage: Eukaryota; Fungi; Ascomycota; Eurotiomycetes; Onygenales; Arthrodermataceae
Exons: 5
Coding region: 1-2118 (705 amino acids)
Source: RefSeq, a predicted model, not a curated record
AUGGCUACUAGUUCUAGUGAUGAUGGGUUUGAGAUUAUCGACGGCAAGCAGAUUCCUUUUCGGCCUGCUAGCGCUAGCACGGUCACUAUGGAAGAGAAUCUGACGCAAGAGCCGAUACUGAGCAUACACUCCAUUCCCAACAAGGAUUCUAUGAUCGUCUCCAUCCAGCCUCCUCUCAAGCCAGAGAACGAUGUCCCACAUGUUCCUUGCGACAUCGUUCUUGUGAUUGACAUUUCUGGGAGUAUGAAUUCCGCAGCUCCUAUACCAACUGGUGAGAGAGGCGGCGAGGACACUGGUCUGAGCAUCUUGGACUUGACGAAGCAUGCCGCCAAGACAAUCAUCGAAACACUCAAUGAAAAGGACAGGCUUGCAGUGGUUACUUUUUGCACGGAGGUUAAUGUAAGGACAAUAGAAUCUUCUCCAGUUGCUUUUGAGCUUGAUUACAUGAAUAAAGAGAAUAAAUCAACUGUGUUAAGCGCCAUUGACAAGCUGUACGGCAAGAGCUCAACCAACUUAUGGCAUGGGAUAAAAAAAGGCCUCAACGUCCUCACCACGAAUCCUGCCCAAGGGAAGAUACAGUCACUUCUUGUCUUGACGGAUGGAACCUUACCACAGAUCCAUACAUUCGGCUUUGGGUACUACCUCCGCUCAUCACUGUUACAGUCCAUUGCUGAAAUCGGCGGUGGGAUCUUCGCUUUUAUUCCGGAUGCUGGUAUGAUUGGAACUGUGUUUGUCCAUGCUGUUGCAAAUUUAUAUUCAGCAUUCACAGCACAGGCAAAACUUAUUCUUCAGGAGGAUCCUUCGUCAGAGCUAAGUGUGGAUUUAGGAAGCAGACCUGGCUUGGAACUAGAGACGCCAGCUGGCAAUGGAAUAUCACUGAGGCUAGGAAGCCUUCAAUAUGGCCAGUCACGGGAUAUUAUUAUCCGUUACAGUAAAGCAUCGAAGAACCGCACAGUUAAUAUACGAGGCAAACUUGUUUAUGCCGUUGAUGGUGAGACUAAGGAGGUCCAGGUGCAUAAGGUGGUCAACAUCGAUGAGAUCUCAGUACCUCAGGCUGUGAGCGACUACCAUUACAUGCGCUCAAGGCUUUGUACACUUCUAAGGACUUUCCACCCACUUGAGGAUACCGCGGAGAACUUCAGUUUCUCCUUGAGGGGCGUCGAAGAAAUGCGAACGAAGCUAGAAAGCCUGGCUACUGAAAUCAAAGAUCUCGGUCACACUGAUGAUUACAACCGGAGCAUUAUUGAGGAUAUCGCUGGUGAAUCACCACAUGGACAAAUAGGCAUGGCAUUGUCAUCCCCAGAGUUCUAUCACCGUUGGGGUGGGCACUACCACCCAGGCCCAUUGAUGUACGGCAAGGCUUCUCCCCUGUUCUGUAACUGUCGGACCGAGCUGGACGGAGUGUUUGACAACUUACCACCUCCUAAGCCAUCACGGCCGUCAUCCUCGGGAGCACCCCACCGUCCAGUACGUAUGUCUCAAUAUAACAGAUCCAGCGGGCCGUGCUUUACAGGAAACUGCCAUGUCCGAAUCUCCAGCAAGGAAAGUGAGCUUAUCAACGCUACUAUUUCUCUCGAGAAUCUUCGUCCCGGUAUGUCAGUAUGGACUCCACACGGACCGCGGGAAGUUAGGGCUGUCCUGCAGACUAGCGUGAAUCACAUCGACAUCUGCAAAAUCGGCACACUCCAGAUCACUCCAUGGCAUCCAAUGCGAAUUCAAAAUGAAUGGGAGUUCCCUCUCAAUAUGACCAAAGAAGGUCUUCAAUCCUUUUCAGGAGACAUCUAUUCAGUGUUACUUGAGCCUGAUUCUAACCCUGAGGCGCAUGCCAUUAUGGUAGAGAACCACAUCUGUGUCACUCUGGGUCAUGGAAUUUUGACUGGAAAAGAUAUACGUGCCCAUGAGUUAUUUGGUGACUACCAGUUGGUUUCAAGGAAGCUAGAAUCGCUUCCAAAACUUCCGAAUGGGCUGCUACACAGCAUCGGAGUCGAACGGUCGCCUGAGUCAGGUCGCAUAUGUGGAUUCAUCGGACGGAACCGCCUUCUCAAAGCCCUUAAUGUACCCUGCAAAAUUGAGGGAGAUCACCAAUGUGGUGGAACCUAUGUUAAGGUUACUGUUUGA